Nasonia vitripennis (jewel wasp) is the source of this 1951-nucleotide messenger RNA. Its product is annotated as beta-ureidopropionase. Bases 619 to 1767 code for a protein of 382 amino acids. The record is from RefSeq and is a predicted model, not a curated record. NCBI's taxonomy places the organism in Eukaryota, Metazoa, Arthropoda, Insecta, Hymenoptera, Pteromalidae. The transcript has 6 exons. Gene Ontology annotation, molecular function: beta-ureidopropionase activity.
AGCGUAGACGUCGCUAUUGGUCGUUUCGUUAUCCCCACCUCGGCUUCGAUAUAGUCGCAUUGUCGCCUAUAUGCUUGCAUUUCGACGUGCGUCGUACGGAGAGCAGCUGAUAUAUACCUAUAAUUCGAGAUCGAGCGUCUUUCAGCGUCGUCAUCUUGGCUGUCCAGUACUAAUAGCUCAGUUGAUUUCGGCCAGGUCUUUGCUUACCAUCGAGUGCUUUGUUUUUGUUUGGUGCAAGGUGUUUCCGUGUGUACAUAAAAGUAUUGAUUGGCGAAUCUAUCGAUCAAUGGUAUAUUGCGAAGUGAAGGGUGAAUAGAUAGAGUGAUAAAUAAAAAUGCGCAUCUGCGCGGUGUUAUUGGAGCAAAGUGACACGAUCCGAAUCUCGCAUACGUUCGCAGUUAGAAACGCCCACUAUGCGCAGCUCUUGUAAAUAGCAAAUUACCGUGAAAGCAAGUAUACGAAUAAUCGAACAACUGGCGACAGCCCAAAAGCAUUAAAAAUAUUCCAUUCAACUUGCUGAUUCGCAGCGGAAAAGUAUACCGAGAAGGUGGUGCGCCAUAAGGUACAACGAAGAGAUAAAACCGAGUUUAGAAAAGUCUCGAGCAUCGAGGAGCGAAGAUGAGCAAUUUGGAAUUGGAGAAGCUGUCGCUGGAAGAGGUCUUGGACAAAGAGGUCAGCGAGACCAGUGGCGAGUUUGUGAAUAGGCUUAUUUAUGGACGAAAAUUGGAAAAACUCGACAUUCCAAAAUUAGACGAGAACACCUGCGAAGUAGCCGGUUGGCGGAUGGGUGGCGCCAAAGCCGAGCAGUUGCGUCCACCUAGGAUCGUCCGAGUUGGUCUGAUCCAGAACUCGAUAGUUUUACCAACCGAUGCGCCGAUCGCCGAGCAACGCGCCGCGAUUCACAAGAAGAUCUCAGGUUACAUAGAUCAUGCGGCCAAGUGCGGGGUCAACAUCGUCUGUAUGCAGGAGGCUUGGACGAUGCCGUUCGCCUUCUGCACGCGCGAAAAGUAUCCUUGGUCGGAGUUUGCCGAAGAGGCGGUCGAUGGCCCGACGACCGAGCUUCUGUCCAACUUGGCUCGCAAGCACAACAUGGUAAUCGUUUCGUCGAUCCUCGAGCGCGACGGUGUCAACGGCGAUACCGUCUGGAACACGGCAGUCGUUAUAGGACCAGACGGUAAAGUCAUCGGUAAACACAGGAAGAAUCACAUUCCACGAGUCGGAGACUUCAAUGAAUCUACGUAUUACAUGGAGGGUAACACUGGACAUCCAGUCUUCGAAACUCCCUAUGGAAAGAUUGCAAUCAACAUUUGCUAUGGACGGCAUCACCCCUUAAACUGGCUUAUGUUCGGCAUUAACGGUGCAGAGAUUGUCUUCAAUCCAUCCGCCACCGUUGGUAAUCUCUCGGAACCUUUGUGGCCCAUCGAGGCUCGCAACGCAGCCAUAGCUAACAGCUAUUACACUUGCGCGAUUAACCGCGUCGGCAUCGAGAAGUUUCCUAACGAGUUUACCUCAGGUGAUGGUAAACCAAGUCACCGAGAGUUCGGACAGUUCUACGGCUCGAGCUAUGUAGCAGCGCCAGACGGUGCGAGGACACGCGGACUCAACCGACACAUGGAUGGUUUAUUGGUGGCAGAGUUGGAUCUAAACCUGUGUCGCCAGACGAAAGACGUUUGGGGAUUCAGAAUGACUCAAAGACUGGAUAUGUAUGCGAAGGAAAUAACCGCAGCCUCGCAAUCCGACUUCAAACCACAGGUUGUGGGAAAGUGAGGAAAUUCCAAUGGAAGAUAAACUCGUUCUGUUGUCACAUUGUAAAAAGAUUCAUUUUAUAUAUUUAUAAAACGACUAAAACAUUUCUUUUCCAGAAGGAGAGUUAUUGGAUAGUUUUGUACGAAAAACAGUAGCUUAAUUAAAUUAAUGAUUCCUAUAAAGUGAUAAAAUAAACUUUAUACAA